Salvia hispanica is the source of this 876-nucleotide messenger RNA. RefSeq names its product transcription factor IBH1-like 1. The record is from RefSeq and is a predicted model, not a curated record. Gene Ontology annotation, molecular function: protein dimerization activity. Gene Ontology annotation, biological process: regulation of DNA-templated transcription. NCBI's taxonomy places the organism in Eukaryota, Viridiplantae, Streptophyta, Magnoliopsida, Lamiales, Lamiaceae.
CUCUUCUCAUUCCUCUCUUUCAGUGUGUGCUCUGCGUGAAAAUUUUCUUGGUUUCUGCUCCACUUAGUUGGAUCCCAAGAUACUCUUUUCCCUCUCUUACACUAUUCUGCCAUUUCUGUCUCUAAUUUAAUUCGCACCUGAAAAUCUGCUGUCUAGUUCAAUGAAAGCAAGAAUGCAGAUGUCAUCAUCAAUGGUGAAGCAAGAAUUCUUCAAGAAAUGGAUAAAGGGCAUGCAGAUACACAGCGCCUUCAACAAGGAGAUGACGAUUAUGGAGAGAAAGAGGGCGAUCAAGCUCUCCGCUGACGUGGCGAUCGCCUCCACCAGAAGCGCCGCCACGCAGUGGAGCAGGGCCGUGGUGGCCGGCGUCUCAGCCUCCGCCGCUGGCGCCGCCAGAGCGGCGGCGGAGGAGAUCCUGGGGCGGAAGCUGCCGGAGAGGAAGGCCCUCGCCGCCACAUGCAGUAAAAAAAUCGUAAGGAGGAGCCGCCAGCGCCGGAGCAAGGCGGCGCGGGGAGUUGUACGUUCGAGCGCCGCCAUUGCGAAGAAACUGGUGAGGAAUCGGACGCGCGUGCUUAAAGGGCUUGUACCUGGUGGAAAGAAAUUGGAUGAGAUUUCUUUGAUUAAAGAAACCCUAGAUUAUAUUGCUUCUUUGCAAGUGCAGGUUGAUGUAAUGAGACAUCUUGCUGCUGCAGCUGAGAGCUUGGAUCAUCAACAAAUCUCAUUUUAGUAUUUUAAAAAUAUAUAUUUUUAUUAUCUAUUUCCAGUUCUUUUUUUUUUUUUUGAAAUAGUUCAUGAUGAUGAAGGAAAGAGAGCAUGUAACUCUUUGUACAGAGAGCACUGAUUUUAGCUUAAUUAAAAGAAUUAUAUUAAGUUCAUUGA